Molecule: messenger RNA, 5324 nt
Organism: Pseudophryne corroboree (corroboree frog)
Lineage: Eukaryota; Metazoa; Chordata; Amphibia; Anura; Myobatrachidae
Gene: IGF2BP3
Product: insulin like growth factor 2 mRNA binding protein 3
Exons: 15
Coding region: 737-2521 (594 amino acids)
Biological process (GO): regulation of gene expression; nervous system development
Cellular component (GO): cytosol; cytoplasm; nucleus
Molecular function (GO): mRNA 3'-UTR binding
Source: RefSeq, a predicted model, not a curated record
CCUUCAGCCUAUAGCCCCCUCCUUUCCCAUACAUAGAGGAAUCCAGCAGCAGCAACCAACCCCCAUCCAAACUUGUCUCCCCCUCCCCCUUCAUCUCCAUCUCUUUUUUUUUUUUAUUCUCCUCCCCUCUUCCCCUUGUCCCUCUACCCAAUCUCUCUCUCUCUUCCACCCCUCCCUGACUUUUUUCUUUCCUCCCUGCUUCUUCUCUUCCCCCAAAUCUACUCUCUAAUUGAGAAGCUGGGAGUCCUCCUCACGUGAGAAGUUGAUUUGUAGUUUGAACACGUGGCUCAUUCAAAAAGCCGGAAUAUUAAAGUGAUCCCCCCCCCCCCCCUCUUCCUCUCGGUUUUAUUUAGAGGCGGCGCCUACAUUAACGUAGAGUGACAUUGUCACAGUCUGCCUGCCAAAAGGAUUUGGGGGAAGACAAAAAGUAGUUUUUUCCUCCUCCUUUUCCCUCCUCAGCCCGCCAUUCUAGUCCAAAAGCUGUUUUUCUCCUUUUUUUUUUUUUUUUUUUUUCCGGCACAUCCGGAUAACAGCCCCAAAUUGCUCUUUUUCCCUCUCCAUUCGGUAUUUGUAGUCCGGCAGCGACCACAGACCUGAUUUACUCGUUUUCUCCAGCAGCGCUCACCGCCCCCUCUUUUUUUUUCACCCCCUGUGCAAACAGUACGGAGGUUUGUUUGGGUGUUUUUAGGGGGCGAUUUCGUGUUUUUUUUUUUCCCCCAUUUAUUUUGUUUUUAAAAUGAACAAGCUGUACAUUGGAAACCUCAGCGAAAACGUUAGUCCCCCGGAUUUGGAAAGUCUAUUCAAGGAUUCUAAGAUCCCUUUUACCGGCCAGUUUCUGGUCAAGACUGGAUACGCGUUUGUGGACUGUCCAGAUGAGAACUGGGCGAUGAAGGCCAUCGACACCCUCUCAGGGAAAGUGGAGCUGCAUGGCAAAGUUAUAGAAGUUGAACAUUCAGUUCCGAAAAGGCAGAGGAGCCGGAAGCUACAGAUCCGAAAUAUACCACCUCAUCUACAGUGGGAGGUACUGGACAGUCUUUUAGCGCAAUAUGGGACAGUGGAAAACUGUGAGCAAGUGAACACUGACACGGAGACUGCAGUAGUGAAUGUAACCUAUGCCAAUAAGGAACACGCUAGACAGGGCCUUGAAAAACUGAACGGCUAUCAGCUUGAAAACUAUUCCCUUAAGGUGACUUACAUUCCUGAUGAGAUGGCUACACAGCAAGCCCCCACCCAGCAGCUACCGCCUCAGCCGCAGCAGCCGCACCCUCAAGGAAGGCGUGGGUUUGGGCCAAGGGGACCUCCCAGGCAGGGGUCCCCUGGUGCUGCUGCGAGACCUAAACCUCAGUCGGAGGUCCCGUUGCGCAUGUUGGUUCCCACACAAUUUGUUGGGGCAAUAAUCGGAAAAGAAGGGGCCACCAUCAGAAAUAUUACUAAACAGACUCAGUCAAAAAUUGAUAUUCACCGUAAAGAAAAUGCCGGUGCGGCAGAGAAACCAAUUACUAUCCACUCAACACCUGAAGGUUGUUCAACUGCUUGUAAAAUAAUUAUGGAGAUCAUGCAGAAGGAAGCUCAGGAUACCAAAUUCACUGAAGAAAUCCCUUUAAAGAUACUUGCUCAUAACAAUUUUGUUGGCCGCCUUAUCGGCAAGGAAGGAAGAAACCUGAAGAAAAUUGAGCAGGACACAGAUACAAAAAUCACAAUAUCUCCACUGCAAGACUUGACGCUAUAUAAUCCUGAGCGGACUAUAACUGUAAAAGGCAGCAUUGAGGCCUGUGCCAAAGCAGAGGAAGAAAUCAUGAAGAAAAUUAGGGAGUCUUAUGAAAAUGAUAUUGCGGCAAUGAAUCUGCAAGCUCAUUUGAUCCCUGGUUUGAACCUGAAUGCAUUGGGGCUCUUCCCACCUUCCUCUUCGGGCAUGCCCCCUCCCUCAGUUGGGGUUCCUUCACCUACGACCUCUACUUCUUACCCACCUUUUGGGCAACAACCAGAGUCUGAAACCGUUCAUCUCUUCAUCCCAGCAUUAGCUGUAGGAGCAAUUAUUGGCAAGCAAGGACAACACAUAAAGCAACUCUCACGUUUUGCAGGAGCAUCUAUAAAGAUUGCUCCAGCGGAGGGACCAGACGCCAAACUGAGAAUGGUGAUCAUCACUGGACCACCAGAAGCCCAGUUUAAAGCACAAGGAAGGAUCUAUGGUAAACUUAAAGAAGAAAACUUCUUCGGACCCAAGGAAGAAGUUAAACUUGAGGCUCAUAUUAAAGUGCCAUCUUAUGCUGCUGGCCGUGUUAUUGGCAAAGGAGGCAAAACUGUUAAUGAGCUUCAAAAUCUAACAAGCGCAGAAGUUGUUGUUCCCCGUGAUCAAACCCCAGAUGAGAACGAUCAAGUGGUUGUUAAAAUAACAGGCCACUUCUAUGCAAGCCAGCUUGCACAGAGGAAAAUUCAGGAAAUUCUGGCUCAGGUAAGAAGACAGCAGCAGCAACAGCAGAAGACAGCGCAAAGUGGACAGCCCCAGCCAAGAAGGAAAUAAAGGUUCAGGAAAAUGGCCCUUCAGAGACUGAUGCCAGACCAAAGACAGACUGCGUAACUGACAGGAACCCAACACCUGUCAGUGCUAACUGGUUACAAUAUGCCAACUAGCUUGUCACCUGUUUGAGGACCAGGCAACAAUUUAAAACUGUCUCUGAGAAUGUAUUAUUUAGGCGCUCAAACUUUUGAAACCCAGCUUUAAAAAAUCAAAAAGAGAAAAAAAAAAAAGGAAAAUGAAAAACGAAAAAAAAAGGACCCCCUUCACUUCCCUUUUGAUCUAUUCUCACAAGUUAACAUAAAUCUUGUUUAGUCUUUUUUUUUAUUGUUCUUAUUUCCCCAACAAUUUUAGAACUUUGUUUAAUGAAGCUUUCUCUUAUGAGUUAUCUGGUUCAAAAAGAAAAGGCAUUGCUCUUUAUACGUCCAGUUGUAUUAGUAAAAGAAAAUUUAAAUAGUAGAGGGUGAGAAUAUUGAUGGGAUAGUGUUAAAAGCUAUUGAUGAGAUUAAGUGUUAGUCCCAGUGUUGAACAAGUGGCAUUUUUUUUAAUUUGGUUGCAUUUUUACUUAACACUGCCAUGAAUAACCUAAGGGAAGUGUAGAAAGGUGUUGGCCAGGGCAUAAAAAGAUGAAUAUGCAUUUUACUAAACUACCUCAGGCAUUUAGUACCUCAAUGAGAAAUUGUUCCUUUUUUGCUUUUUUUUAUUUUAUUUUUUUGGGUAUUUUGUAUACUUUAUAAAGCUAAUAGUUCUUGAGCAUUUUAUUUUUUUAAUAAAAAUAAAAUAUCAGCUGCCAGCUAGAAGUGCAGAAAUAUUUGGUCAGAGAAUGCAUCUGCUAGCUGAUGGCUGAUGGGAGUAAAAGAUGGGGAGUUGCCUUGGUUUCCCUGAGGAAUUCCACAACAUCAUUUUGCUACAAAAUUCAGUGAAUGUUCAAAAAUAGAAGAUACGGAAAGACGUCACCAUACAGAUAGCAGCAUGCAGUUUAUUUUUAUUUUACUAUAAGAUGAAAAAAAGUUUGACGGUACUUUUUUCUGGGAAUAUAACACAAGGAAGUGAUGGAAAGAGGCCAGCUGGGUUUGGGGAAUAUAUUUUUAGGAUGCUUAUAAGACUGGAUUUUUUUUAAAUCUUUAUUUUUGUGUUUUUUAUUUUAAUUUUUAAUUUUAUUUUUUUGUGCUGCUUGGUUGAAUGCAAUUGAACCCUUUGUGCCUUUGACCAUCACUACCUAAUAAUGCUACAUUUAAACAUUUGCAGCCCUUUUGAACUUUUCCAUUCUGUUCAAAGAGCAAGCUUCAUCAGUUUGGUAAACAAUAAACAAAAAUAGGAUAAACAUUAUCUAUGGGAGCAUAAAUAUAUAUAUAUAAAAUAUAUAAAUAUAUUUCCUUUUUUAAAUUUUUUUAUUUUUCCAUAACCAUCAACUAAUGCUUCCCAUCACAUGAAAACAUUAUGUUCAGUUACCAUGACUGGGGUAGAGGGAACAGGGGAUGGUUAAACAUUUAGUUUGAUCAUUUGAUUGAAAACGAAAGGCUUAUGUUUACAUAUGCAGCCGCAGUAAAAAAAAAAAAAAAAAAAAAAAUGAAAAUAAAAAAAGAAGAAAAAAAGGGCCACACAAAGCCACUUGGAAGGUUUAAAGCUGAAUACAACCGUCUAUUCUGGUUUGAAAUAGAUACAGCAGGGUUUAUGCACACUUUAUUUUUUUGCAACCAACCAUUAACUCUUUCAUCUGCCAGUAGCAAGUAGAUGACUUAACUACAUGCUUCUAGCAGACCCGAGGGUAUAAGCGGAAAAAGAAAUCAAAAGGCAGGGAUAAAAGGAAAGCUACCAAAUUCUUUUAAUUUCAGAAUGUAAUUUGAAUGAUGAUUGUGGUAAUAUUUACACAUUCAAGUUUCUACAAUAAACUUCAGUCUACCUCAGUUUUGAAUAUGUGGCAACACAUGGUGCAUAAAGACUGCUGUGUGUGUGUGUAUGUGUGGUCAUAACAGAGCCAUGCGAUUUACCUCUGAACCUUUAUUUUUAUUUUUUUUGUGAUGUUUUUGUGCAUGAGAUGAUCACAAUCACCAUGCUGCACUGAUUUGAGGGGCACAACUAGCAAAUACCAUUUGUUUCAUCAUUUUGUUGAUCUACCUCUUAGAUUCAUAUUGAAAUAGAGGCAUUUCUUCAUAGAAUAGAUAAUUUCCCAAAGAUCAUUGUUGUACAGAUUAGAUCUUUCUUUCUUUUUUUUCUUCUUUCUUUCUUUCUUCUUCCUUUUUUGAAAAUGGUCUACAAUGUUUUCUUUCUUUUUAUUCUUCCACUAUACCUUACUAAUUUGGUUAUUAAAAAAAGAACUCAGAACCUAUGUUGUAGUUUUAAGAGAGACAUGAUUUUUUUUUCUUCUUGACAAGAGUGACUUCAUUAAGUGUUUAGAAUUUUUCUUACAUUGAUUAAAAAUACUGAACUAUGAAAAGUCGUUAAAAAUAACAUUGAGCUAUUGUUGAGGCCUAAGUAUAGACCCAACUUUCUUUUUCUUAACAUGUUGAAGCAGACAUAACUUGAUGAUUUUCCAAGGAUUUUUACGUUACAGAUAGGUGCUGCAUUUACAUCUGCUGAUUUAAAUACUGUCAUAUCUCUUUAAAUUUCUAGACUGUUCGUGUGGUAAUCAUGUUAUUUUCAAUUGAGACUUGGUAACUUGGAGUAUUUUGGCAAUAGAUACAGUAGAAAGUAAUACUGUAAUGAGUUUAAUAUCUGCAAAGCAUGGAUCAUUUUUCAUCUGUAAUGUGCCCCCAAGCAGCUCCACUUGCCAGAUGCCUCUGAAUGGAAUAAAGAGUUUAACUCCUAA